CCCUGGGGCUGCGCCUCUGGUGUCCGCCAGGACCCGACCUGGCUGCGCCCUUCCCGACGCAUCACGCAGAUGCAUCUGCGCUGGCCGUGCGCCGAGGGGCAGUCUCCUGUCGUGGGCCGCCGCGAGGCUACCUCUAGGGACGAGACUGCCUCGCGCCUUUGUACUCAGCACAAAGCUUCCUUCCUUCCCUCCUUUGUGAACCGCAGGAGGGUCGGCCGGCGACACCCUGAACUCGGUCCCCCGGGCGGGGCGGCCCCGCUGUUACUGAAGUUUCGGGGACGCCCUGCGGAGGGCAGGAAGGACCUUCCGGGCCCAGGCGCUUCUGCGCAGCGCCCCUUCCUUGAGGCUAGGUCACCCCAGGUGCAGCUCCCGCCCCCCAAGUGGCCUUUGGCUCCUCUUUCUCCUGGGGAGGAGGAUGGAUGCACCGGGAACGGAGAGCCUCGGGGACCUGAAGCCCUGGCGAGGUGGCCCGUACGAUCGCCGGGAGGGGGCGGUCACCUCGAGGCUGUGAAGAGGGGUGGGAGCAGUUGUCACAGGACGGAGCUGGCCAAAGGGUCCAAGUGCUGUGGUCUCCAGGCUGGACCGGUUCCGAGGGACGCCGGGGUUAGCCAGGGGUCACCCAGGGGUCUGGGAAAGACUAUGGGGCUUGGGAGAACUCAGGCUGGUCUUCUCGCUUGCAGGGAGUGGGGGGGUGUGCGGCCCGGGAUGUGACCUGUCGCCGGGCCAGCAAGGCGUGUCACCAGGCAGAUGGUCCGUGAACCGCGGCUCGGGGACUCCGCUCAGGUCGACGUAAGGUUCAGGGUCCCACAACGAUGGGAGUCCUUUGUCCCCACCGCUUCCCGACUUUCUGCCUCGGGACGGCGUAGGGAGGUGUCGGGGGCAGCACGCAUCCGCGGCCCUCCCGGGCCCUGGACCCCGAAGUCCCCUCCUGUCCUCCCCCGGCCUUCCCGCGGCUCCGCGGUGGGAGGGGCGCUCACGGCCCGCGCGUGUCGCCGGCGCAUCCCAGCCCCGCCCGUCCGCGGAAUCCCCGGCCGCCGCGGAGCGCGGCGCAGCUCACGACACGCUGCGGGGCCGGGGGACCGGCGGCGGCCAGAGGGGACGGCUAUUUUUAGAACAAAUGGAAGAAAAGGGGGAGGAAAAAAUACAAACACCAAAAUAACAACAACAAUGAAAACUGAUGGAGGCUCUUAGAGGCCUCGGCGCUCCCAGGAGGAAAUACCCCUGCCUCAGCGCGUGGCAGAAGGACCUUCCAGCCGCGUCACCAGCUGCGGGAGUCUCCAGGCGUCCCUCCCCUUGACCCUCCCCUGCCCCAGACUCGUCCCCGGCGGCCUCCGGGGCUCAGCUUCCUCCUGAAGCGCAGUCCCCUGGGGGAGGCCACGCUGCUGCGCCUAGCUGGGGUGAGGGGCCGGGAUUCCCUGUCGUAGCCUCAGUUUCCCCCGUCUGCAAACUGAGCGCUUUAAGCCAGCGGCCACCGCGGUGGCCCCAGCCCUUGGAGUGUCCUGGGUCGCUGUCUUGGGCCUCGGCGAGGAGCGCGCCGGGAGCCGGAGGGGAAUCCUGACCGUCCCCAGCGGCCGGGGGCCGGGGUCCGCGCUGCGGCGGCGCGCACACCUCGGUUCUCACGCCCUUGCCUGGCCGCCUGUUCACUUGGUUUUGCUCUUGGCCCGGGACGCAGGGGCUCCAGCAGCUGAGGCCGGAGACUGCUGGUGCAGAGAAGGAAAAACACAGACGGAGCUGUUCCGCUGCUGAGGGGCAACUUGGAGGGACUGAAGAACACGGGCCUCAGGUCUGUUUGGGAGCCCCGCCACUGAGCCAUGCCGGGCCCCCACAGGCCGGCCACAAGUCCAGCCCGGGGAGCAGGUGGCCAUGAGUAGCCGCAGCCACAAUGGCAGUGUGGGGCGGCCUCUGGGCAGCGGGCCUGGAUUCCUGGGCUGGGAGCCUGUGGACCCUGAGGCAGGCCGCCCCCCGCAGCCUGCCCAAGGCCCAGGCCUGCAGAUGGUGGCCAAGGGCCAGCCUGCUCGGUUGUCACCUGGUGGCCCCAGGGGCCAUCUCCAGGAGCAGGAGGAAGAAGAGGAGGAGGAAGACGAGGAGGCCCGGCCGGGAUCUGGGAAGCCCCCGACGGUCAGCCACCGCCUGGGACACCGCAGGGCCCUCUUUGAGAAGCGCAGACGCCUCAGUGACUACGCCCUUAUCUUUGGCAUGUUUGGGAUUGUCGUCAUGGUGACAGAAACAGAGCUGUCCUGGGGUGUGUACACCAAGGAGUCCCUGUACUCGUUCGCCCUGAAAUGCCUGAUCAGCCUGUCCACCCUCAUCUUGCUCGGCCUUGUCAUCCUCUACCACGCCCGAGAGAUCCAGCUGUUCCUGGUGGACAAUGGUGCUGAUGACUGGCGCAUCGCCAUGACAUGGGAGCGAGUGACCUUGAUCUCGCUGGAGCUGGCCGUGUGCGCCAUCCACCCGGUGCCCGGCCACUACCGCUUCACGUGGACAGCGCGGCUGGCCUUCUCCCUGGUGCCCUCGGCUGCUGAAGCCGACCUGGAUGUGCUCCUGUCCAUCCCCAUGUUCCUGCGCCUCUACCUGCUGGCUCGGGUCAUGCUUCUGCACAGUCGCAUCUUCACCGACGCGUCCAGCCGCAGCAUCGGGGCCCUCAACCGCGUCACCUUCAACACGCGCUUCGUCACCAAGACACUCAUGACCAUCUGCCCUGGCACCGUGCUCUUGGUCUUCAGCAUCUCCUCCUGGAUUGUCGCUGCCUGGACAGUGCGCGUGUGUGAGAGGUACCAUGACAAGCAGGAAGUGACCAGCAACUUCCUGGGGGCCAUGUGGCUCAUCUCCAUCACCUUCUUGUCCAUCGGCUAUGGAGACAUGGUGCCGCACACCUACUGUGGGAAGGGCGUGUGUCUGCUCACCGGCAUCAUGGGAGCUGGCUGCACUGCCCUCGUGGUGGCCGUCGUGGCCAGGAAAUUGGAGCUCACCAAGGCCGAGAAACACGUGCACAACUUCAUGAUGGACACACAGCUCACCAAGCGGGUCAAAAACGCCGCUGCAAACGUUCUCAGGGAGACGUGGCUCAUCUACAAACACAGCAGGCUGGUGAGGAAGCCAGACCACGGCCGGGUGCGGAAACACCAGCGUAAGUUCCUCCAAGCCAUCCAUCAGCUGCGGAGCGUGAAGAUUGAACAGGGGAAGGUGAACGACCAGGCCAACACGCUGGCCGACCUGGCCAAGGCGCAGAGCAUCGCGUAUGAAGUCGUGUCCGAGCUGCAGGCCCAGCAGGAGGAGCUGGAGGCGCGCCUGGCCUCCCUGGAGAGUCGCCUGGACGCCCUGGGCGCCUCUCUGCAGGCGCUGCCGGGCCUCAUCGCCCAAGCCAUAUGCCCUCUGCCACCGCCCUGGCCGGGGCCCGGCCACCCGGCGCCGGCCACCCAGAGCCCAUUAGGCCGCUGUCUGCCCACCGUGGGGUCGGACUGCAGGUGACUGCCGGCUGCCGGUCACCGGACUGCUAGAUCUUGGCCAUCGUGUGGCCGCGGCUGGCUCCUCGCCGUUCUGACCACCAGGCCCCUGGAUUUGUAAGCCCAGGAGGAGCUGAGCAGAGAGAACUGGCAUUCUUCCCCGAGGCUGGACCGUGGGAUCCUGCUGGCCCCCUGGCUGUCCCAAGCCCCCGGAGGGCAAGGAGUAGCGGCAUUUCUAAGUAAAUCGGGAGCUACCUACCCGCCGUCUGUUCACAUGGCGGAGGGGCCCGCGAGCACCUCCGCAGAGGAGGUGGAUGCCCCAGCCUGAGGGUUCCUGAGCGGUGGGCCACUGCCGGUUCAUGGAGUCCCUGCUCUGUACAAUGCCUCUUCUUCAGGAUCUGAUCAGAGGGGUGAGGCCACUUUCCCGCAGACACACCGCAAAGGGCGGACAGAUUCCACUCGCUGGUCCUGAGGUCAAAGUGAGGGCAUGUGGGAGGGUCAGACUUGGAGGUGGUGGAGGCCAGGGCUACAGGCUCGCAGAAUGGCCGGGGUCCUUCCAGGCCUUGGGCACUUGGGGAACACUGGGAUCCUGACAGGGAUGGGUGGCCAGUCGGGACCCGGUGUGGGGCCUGACAAGCCCCCUGGUCUCGGGAGACAGUGGCCCCGCGCCGGCUGCCUGGAGGCCCGGCUUGUGGGGAGGAGCUGUGGGUGGAACUGGGCUCCACUCCCCUGCCGCAGCGGGCGUCUGUCCCAGGGAGAGGCAGGCCCAGCAGCCCCUCCCGAGACUGCCCACGAGGGCCUGGGGAACCCGGGCUCACCCUGUGCCCUGUAGGAGGCCACUGGGGUCAAACAGAACCGGGAGAAAUAAACAGGGCCGGCGGUGGCAGCCCUCUAAUCCCAACACUCGGGGGGCAGAAAUAAACAAGCCUGGAGGUGACCUGGGCCCCUCGGUGGCGA
Molecule: messenger RNA, 4400 nt
Organism: Peromyscus californicus insignis
Lineage: Eukaryota; Metazoa; Chordata; Mammalia; Rodentia; Cricetidae
Gene: Kcnn1
Product: potassium calcium-activated channel subfamily N member 1
Exons: 11
Coding region: 1864-3468 (534 amino acids)
Biological process (GO): potassium ion transmembrane transport
Cellular component (GO): neuron projection; plasma membrane; neuronal cell body
Molecular function (GO): calmodulin binding; small conductance calcium-activated potassium channel activity
Source: RefSeq, a predicted model, not a curated record